Fonsecaea multimorphosa CBS 102226 is the source of this 1071-nucleotide messenger RNA. RefSeq lists its product as uncharacterized. The coding region runs from base 1 to 1071 and encodes 356 amino acids. Gene Ontology annotation, cellular component: cytoplasmic dynein complex; cytoplasm. Gene Ontology annotation, molecular function: dynein intermediate chain binding. NCBI's taxonomy places the organism in Eukaryota, Fungi, Ascomycota, Eurotiomycetes, Chaetothyriales, Herpotrichiellaceae. The transcript is spliced from 3 exons. Gene Ontology annotation, biological process: microtubule-based movement. The record is from RefSeq and is a predicted model, not a curated record.
AUGUCGACUCUACUGCGGAGGGUUCAGUCAACUAUUGCCGUCUUCGAUCCGCUUCAAAAUAAUCAACCUCAGGUCGCAUUGAAUCCGGCUGAUCGCCCAAGCAAGCCAGCAAAGCGACACCGACUGCGGAAAUCCUCUCAGCACCACCACCGCUCGCAUUCAAAUCUGCUUGAAGUGAAUCAUCUCAAUCAGCAGCCCGCUGUUGAAUCGCGCAACCAGACCCUGCAACAUCCUGAACCCGGACCUCUCACCGAGUUUCGUCGCCGACUUGCGAGAAAGGCCUCGACCUUCAGUUUGAGAACUAGACGUCGACAGGGAGAGCGUGAACAGGACGAGGCGAUCAAGGAAGAAGAGAAGCUCAGAGAAUUGGUACUGGUGGGAAGCGAAAAGGCAAGGACCAAGUCGCAGGAACAUCGAGACGGGACUCCUGUGGAGCCGUACACAAGAGAGUCCUCGGUGACAGAAGUUGCGCCAUACGAUCCUGCCACGAUACUCUCUGUCGGUGGACAUCCAUCGCCUUCCAAAGAAGACUCUCCACCCAAAACCUCCACUGCGUUGCAAGAUCUCAUCUGCAAGACCCAAAAUACAUACAUCACCAAACACGUGGCAGGAGGAAAGAUUGCUGUCAAGAAAAUGUCAUCGGAACAAGCCCCCCCUCCCGUGCCCUAUACGCGUCUCAAAGAGAUCACAGAAAAUGCAUGCGAAGCUGCCCUUUCAGGGGUAACCUCUUACUCCCACCCAGACACGGAAAAAUGGAACACGAUGAUCAUCAACAGCAUCCUGGGCGCACUUGUGGAAGAGACCACGGUAAAAGCAGCUUCUGGAUCAUCGGCAGCCAGCCAACCACAAUACAAAUACGUGGUCAACAGCACCAUCAUCCAGCACGCCGCAUCCACCCCGGCUUCGGCGGGCGACGACACAAAGAAAACAAGUGGCCGUCGAGGCAUGCACGCGGCAAGUGGAGCUUACUGGAACAACGAAAAGGAUGGUAUGUGGAGCUUCAAGUACCCAGGCGCCGAUAGCAAGGGCUUGGAUGUGGUCGUCGGCAUCAUCUGGGUUUGGGUCGGGUAA